Molecule: messenger RNA, 2083 nt
Organism: Lotus japonicus
Lineage: Eukaryota; Viridiplantae; Streptophyta; Magnoliopsida; Fabales; Fabaceae
Product: glucan endo-1,3-beta-glucosidase 3-like
Exons: 4
Coding region: 385-1779 (464 amino acids)
Biological process (GO): carbohydrate metabolic process
Cellular component (GO): plasma membrane
Molecular function (GO): hydrolase activity, hydrolyzing O-glycosyl compounds
Source: RefSeq, a predicted model, not a curated record
AUCAAAAUAUCAACCAAAGUUACUAAAUUUGCAGUAACAUGGAGAUUGAGAGGUCCCAAAAUAUUAAUGAGCCAACCUACCAUCUAUCAUUACUAAAUGGAUUAAUAUCUCUGUCAAGAAAAACUGUCUUCUAGAUUGGGCAAUUAUGGUUACAAAGAAUCUUCAUAGUUGUAAUGUGAAAAGCUUAGCGACUCCACAAAAACUUGUAGCAUGUUUGGAUCAACUUAUUUUUCCAUAACCUCAAUUAUGGCACUAAGAAACCACUCAUAGAAGCUUCUCCCCAUAAUUGAUUUCGUCUUUAGGAUCAACUGUAGAAGAUUUUCCAAACAUGUUAUUGGGUGAGAUGCUUUCAUUGGUGUCAACAUUGGUUCAGAUGUAUCUAACAUGCCAAGUCCAACAGAGAUUGUGACCCUUCUUAAAGCUCAAAGCAUCCAACAUGUCAGACUCUAUGACGCCGACCGAGCCUUGCUUAUUGCUCUCGCUAACACUGGAAUACGCGUAACUGUUUCUGUUCCCAACGACCAGCUUCUCGGCAUUGGUCAGUCCAAUGACACUGCCGCAAAUUGGGUUUCUCGAAACGUCAUAGCUCAUGUUCCUGCUACCAACAUUACUACCAUAGCUGUCGGAUCUGAGGUUCUAACUAUCAUCCCAAAUGCAGCCCCCAUUCUAGUCUCUGCCAUGAAUUUCAUUCAUUCUGCUCUUGUGGCUGCAAAGUUGGAUAGCCAAAUUAAAGUCUCGACUCCACACCCUUCUUCUAUCAUCCUUGACUCGUUCCCACCUUCGCAAGCAUUUUUCAACCGAACUUGGAAUCCGGUCAUGGUUCCUUUGCUUAAAUUUCUUCAAACAACAGGUUCAUGUCUUAUGCUCAAUGUAUACCCGUAUUACGAUUACCAGCUAUCCAACGAUGCAAUCCCGCUCGAUUAUGCUUUAUUCCGCCCCCUACCGCCCAAUAAGGAAGCUGUUGAUGCCAACACUCUCCUGCAUUACACUAAUGUUUUUGAUGCAAUUGUUGAUGCUGCUUAUUUUGCAAUGUCUGACUUGAACUUCACCAAUAUCCCUGUUCUGGUCACUGAAUCAGGAUGGCCCUCAAAAGGCGACUCAUCUGAGCCGGAUGCAACCAUUGAUAAUGCUAACACUUACAACAGUAACUUGAUCAGACAUGUUCUUAACAAUACAGGAACUCCGAAACACCCGGGAAUUGCAGUUAGUACAUACAUUUAUGAGCUUUACAAUGAAGACUUGAGAUCAGGUCCAGUCUCAGAAAAGAACUGGGGGCUAUUUUUUGCUAAUGGAGGACCAGUGUAUACCUUACACUUAACUGGUGUUGGUACUAUAUUUGCAAAUGAUACGACAAACCAAACAUUUUGUAUCUCAAAGCGUAAUGCAGAUCCUAAGAUGCUGCAGGCAGCACUUGAUUGGGCUUGUGGACCAGGGAAGGUUGAUUGUUCCCCUUUGCUGCAGGGUCAACCAUGUCAUGAACCAGAUAAUGUAGUUGCGCAUGCUACAUACGCUUUCAAUGCUUAUUAUCAGAAGAUGGCUAAGUCUCCUGGGACCUGCGAUUUCAAAGGGGUUGCCGCUAUCACUUCCACAGACCCAAGUCAUGGUUCUUGUAUAUUUCCAGGAAGUCAUGGUAAAAAUGGCACCAGCAUAAAUGGCACUUCACUUGCCCCAUCUAAUUCUACAAGUUCAGGCUGUUUAUCGCAAUACUACUACAGUAGGGGAUCUUUCACAAGCUCUGUGAUUCUAGUUGUUUUACUUUUCAGUGCAGCUGUCAUAUAAAACUUGGCAAAUCUCCUGUUCAUCAUUAAAAUAUAAAUUUAUGGAGACAUACUCUGCCUUCAAGAAGACUGCAUCAUAGCAUAUCCUAAUUUUGCCUGUAGAGAAUUUAAAUGUAUAUCAAAAUGUAUAUUGGCAAUUAUAAUGAGUUGUCCGAUGAUUUUUUGUACAAACAAAUCAAAUUAAUUAUUUGAUUGACAUAAUUUAUGUGACCUUAUUAGGGCUAUUUUUAUGUUGUAUCACAAGUUGUAUUCUUUGAAUUGGAAUUUUUGGUCUCUGGUAUCCAUUGAAAUGUUUGACACUGGCA